Aethina tumida (small hive beetle) is the source of this 805-nucleotide messenger RNA. RefSeq lists its product as uncharacterized. The record is from RefSeq and is a predicted model, not a curated record. The transcript is spliced from 5 exons. Bases 80 to 745 code for a protein of 221 amino acids. Lineage: Eukaryota; Metazoa; Arthropoda; Insecta; Coleoptera; Nitidulidae.
UCGAAAUCAACAAAACAUAUAUAUUCGAUGUAUCUGCAACUAGAAUUAUCAGUUGUGCAUUAAUCUUAACACAGUCAAGAUGAAGAUUUUCCUUCUAAUAUUUUUUGCAGUCUUCCUUGUUCAAGCAUCGACCGAUAGAACGAAAGAAAUAUUCGCCGAAGAUAUCGUUUCACUUCAAGUAAAACUAUUGCUAACAAGUGUAAAAGAACUGAAUGCGAAUUGUUCGGAAAACAUAUCGAACCUGGAAAAUGUGUUACACGAUGUUGAGAAGUGCAUUGUGGAAUCGAUGUCGUUCAAAACGACCACGAUAUGCGGAAUUGCUAAGGCUCACUACAAAAAAUGUAUGGAACCAAUGAAAAAUGCCGUGGUCGGCUGCGUGGAUAAGGAAUCUCAAGGUAUUCCACCAUUCAUUAUUAAUACCAUUGAUAAUCUUAUCAACUACAUUUGCGGCGGCAAAGGAAAAUACUUUUUUGAGUUGACGAAUCCAUGCUUCUGGAGAAGGGAAGACGACAGUUUCAAAACGUGUGAGAAAUUGCUAACGGACAAAAUCAAAAAAUGGUCAGAAGAAACCUUUACCGUUUCAGACAUUUGCGGCCUCUUCGAUUCGGCGAAGGACUGCUUUUAUGACCAUUUACGAAAUGGUUGUAAAAAUACCGUGACAUUAGAGGCCUUUGGAGGAGUUUACGAAGCUUUAAGCAAGGAAUGCAAGGACUCAAAAUCCCUUUUAACAAAUGAUUUAAAGUAGAAACACAUUUAAGAAUAAAUGAAUAUAUUUCAAGCAAAUAUAUUUACAAGCAAACAAUAA